Sipha flava (yellow sugarcane aphid) is the source of this 1662-nucleotide messenger RNA. Its product is annotated as serine/threonine-protein kinase SBK1. The transcript has 5 exons. Lineage: Eukaryota; Metazoa; Arthropoda; Insecta; Hemiptera; Aphididae. The record is from RefSeq and is a predicted model, not a curated record. Gene Ontology annotation, molecular function: ATP binding; protein serine/threonine kinase activity. Gene Ontology annotation, biological process: peptidyl-serine phosphorylation; peptidyl-threonine phosphorylation. The coding region runs from base 154 to 1407 and encodes 417 amino acids.
ACUGCAUUGUCGAACGUAUUAUACAAGCUUAAAAGUGUUGAAUCAUUUCUGUUGAACAAAUAUUCAUAAUAUUUGACAUGAAUUAUUAUAUUUAAAUAAUUUCAUCGCGAUUGGUCUGCAACGAAUCAAUAAUAUGUGAAAUAUACGUGAAUCAUGUCACAAAGUCAUUUUAAGUUCGAACGAAAAUCAAGUGGUGUGUCGAGAAAACUAAAACAGGCAGGAAACGUAUAUAAAAUACGAGAGUUCGAAUUGGAAAAGAUAGACCUGACCGAGACGUUCGACAUCGUGCAGAUCGUCGGCGAGGGAUGGUUCGGCAAGAUACUGUUGGUCGAGCACCGUGGCACGGACAACGAGAUGGUGCUGAAAUCGUUGCCCAAGAACUACACAGCUGUGAAGGACUUCUACCGCGAGUUCCAUUUCAGCUAUCACCUGAGCGCGCACCGCAACAUCGUGUCCACGUUCGACGUGGCAUUCCAGACGGCCGGCUUCUACGUGUUCGCGCAGGAGUACGCGCCGCUGGGCGACCUCACGUCCAACAUAUCCGACAACGGUAUCGGGGAGCUGCACAGCAAAUGCGUCGCGAAACAGCUGGUUUCUGCGAUCCAGUACAUACACAGUUACGACCUGGUCCACAGAGACAUCAAACUGGACAAUAUUUUAGUUUUUAAAAGCGACUUUUCCAGAAUAAAGCUAUGCGAUUUCGGCGAGACAAGAAAAAACGGCAGCUGGGUAACGCGUCGAAACGAAUGGAUUCCGUACAUGCCUCCCGAAAUCCUGGCCAUAGAUACCGAACACAAAUACAAAGUAGAAACUUCACAUGACGUUUGGCAGUUUUCGGUCGUACUGUUCGUGUGUUUGACGGGCUGCUUGCCGUGGCAGAAAGCCAGUUCUGAGGAUCCGAGGUUUGUCAGUUACGUUUAUUGGUUGUCUAGCAACGGCAUAAUGAGUCCGUUCCGGAGGCCUAAACUGUUCAAGAUGUUGACGUCCAACGCCCAAAGAAUGUUUCGAAAGUUCCUACAACCCAAUGUACAGACCAGGCCUAGUGUAUUGGACGAAAUACAAAAUUUUAUUGACGAACGGUGGCUGUCUAAAUACAUGUUGGACAAAAGUAAAGCUAUUUCAGACGAUAUUGACGAGCUAAGUCCGUCUCUGUACAGUUAUCAAACAGAUCAGGAGGAGAACAAGAAAUUCUUGCUGGCCUUUUCCAACUGUGGCAUCGAGACUGUCGUCGUUGAUAGAGCGACGAAGAAAGAACGCAUCAAACAGUGGAUCCAGUCAAGUGUCAUCGAAGAGGAAGAAGAAGAUGAUGACUCUAGCGAAGAAGCUAGUAAGUUGAGUUUAUCACGCAGAAGUAGCAGUGAUACAGAAGAAAACGAAUUGUAUGCGUUAGCCAAACGUGAUGUAUAGACUUUUACUAAAAUGGGUUUCCUACAAAAAUUCAAGUAUAAUACAUAUUGGUAUAUAAAAGACUGUAUAAAAUAUAUUGUGUACAUAUUUUUAUAUCUACAACAUUAAUACAACCCAAUCGUAGCAAACUUUUUCUUAGAAUGUAUUGGUAAAUAAUUUUACUCAUAUCGUUACAACGGUAAAAUACAUUUUAUAAAUUGUAUAAAUCUCUGGCCAUCUAUAUAAACUAAACACAUAAUAUUAACAAUUAGUAUA